This is a messenger RNA of Stegodyphus dumicola, 5060 nucleotides long. RefSeq lists its product as uncharacterized. Lineage: Eukaryota; Metazoa; Arthropoda; Arachnida; Araneae; Eresidae. Gene Ontology annotation, biological process: cell fate commitment; regulation of transcription by RNA polymerase II. The record is from RefSeq and is a predicted model, not a curated record. Gene Ontology annotation, molecular function: DNA-binding transcription repressor activity, RNA polymerase II-specific; protein binding; RNA polymerase II cis-regulatory region sequence-specific DNA binding. Gene Ontology annotation, cellular component: nucleus; cytoplasm.
CGCAAUGCCGUUACUCUGCCGGACUCUUCCGCACUGACCAUCAAGAGCUGCACGUGACUUUGACCUUUAAAUUUUAUUUUCAAAUCAUAACUUUUUUUAAUAGCUUGGAACAAUAUUCGCUUUUAUUGUGCGUGAUCAAAAACUUUAAUUGAUGCUGACUGAAAGCUGACAAAUUUUUAAUUCGUUCUGCCAAAACUGAUUUUGUCAUCAGUGAUAGUCAGUGAGACGUAUAUAGUGUGAAUACUCUACUUGGAUAUUUUGAGAAACAAAUUGCAUGUUCUUUUAUUUGUGUGAACUAUACAUCUAAACUGAACUUCUCUGCACGUCAAUUCUGCACAAGGCAUGCCUUUUACCAGAUUAAAAUUUUCAAAAUUUUGAAUCUCAUUAUUUUCUACAUCAUGACUACUGUCUCAUGCUGCAUCUGGCCUUGAACUGCAGACGACAAAAUUUUAGUUACAGCUUGAAACAAGAAUCGUAGAAUGGAAGAUGGUUGUUGGAACCUCGAUGAGAUUCGGGAAGAGGAGUUCGACCAGUUGGCGAUCUACCGUGUGCCCGAUCAGCAGGUGGACAGAGAUGACACUCGCAACAAGUCGGAAGCGUCGCUGCCGAGGAACCUUACCCUCAAGCCUUCUAAGUCAAACCACGGGGCUUUGGGAGUUUGGGCGACCGAUUACAUUCCAAAGGGCACCCGUUUCGGACCAAUGGAUGGCGACUGCUAUCAUGUAUCAGAGGUUAACCACGUUACAAACAAGAAAUACUUCUGGAGGGUAUACAAAAAUGAUCACGAAUAUUACUAUGUGGAUGGCUUUGACGUCCACAAGUCUAACUGGAUGCGCCAUGUGAGUCCAGCUUACCAACUCUCGGAGCAAAACUUAGUUGCUUGUCAAGUCAAAGAGGAGAUCUAUUUCUACACCUUUAAACCAAUCCUACCUAAUCAAGAACUUCUAGUAUGGUAUUGCAAAGAAUAUGCCAUGCGUCUGCAAGCAGCCAUAGAAAUUGACAAUGGAAUACGUAAUCAAUUAACCCCACCGGCAGAACCUUUUGGACAUCCAACGAUAAACUUCAAGAAACAUUAUGAAUCCCACCAACAUGUUGAUAUUCUCACCCCACCGGAAGAUAGCAGUGAUAGUGAGAGUGAAAGCUUCGCUCUGGAUUUCAGCGUCAAAGGGAAAGCAGCAAAGACCACCGAGAUUCCAGAAUCCGCGAAAAACUCUGAAAACGAAAAUGAUAAACUGUCAAAAGUUGAAGAAAAAGAGGAAGAUGAAAAUAUGCACGGUAGGAACGAUUUUCAUAAGUUAAAAAUAAAAAUCGCCAGGGCUUAUAACUGUAGAAACAUCAACGUUUCGGAGAAGAUUGAUGACAAUGAAUACGAUGGUAAGCUUACUAUCGUUGAAGAUCCUGAGGAAGAAGAGAAGUUGGAAGUGGAUGAUAAAUCAAGCAAGGAGGAAGAGUUUCAAGAAAUAAGCACAAGCGUAAAAGCAAUGGAAAUCGACAGCCAGUAUGUUGCCCCACAUCCUAGCAGCCCCAAAUGUGCAAGCAGUCCUAAGUUUCCGGAUGAUGAUAUCAAUAGGAGGGAAUCUGCUUUCAUGUAUUACGAAGGGACAGUUUCAAAAUUGAAUGAGGAAUAUACACGACCUUUACCUUCAGGUAUUUUAGCGCAAUAUUUGACGGCGUGUAAGAAAGAAAAUUCUUCAAUACGAACACUGCAAGAAUUCCAUCGAGAAACCUUGAAGGAGCCGGUUCGAGUUAUUGUCCCUAACGUCUGUAACGAAAACCCAGACUCUUCAUCUCAGAAUGUUAAAAAUAUAUACGCGCACAAAAAUGGGGUACAUUUCGUCACUUCAAGCAGUCAGAAUCACGAAAUGCAUAGUCCAGAUUCCACAGACAAAAGCCAUGCUCCCAGCAGUCCUCCAAAUCCUUACCUUCUUCACAGCACGACAAACAACUUCCUUUACAGCAAUACGGCUGCUCCGAUAUUUUCUCCUGCUCACUUCAAUAUGUACACAUAUUCAAUACAAGAACGAAUGCCCGCUCCACUGCCGUUACGUAACGGAGGGCCAUUUCAUGCACCACCACUAUCGGAAUAUGCCAAACAACUGAAUCUUUCUCAUCAUUCCAACGCUCACCAUCACAUGAACUUGAUGAAUCAUUCUGCUGGUCAUCUGGAAGUUGCGAAGAAUAACUUCUUAAACACAAAUAUGCAUUCACCACCUGGUUCUGAUAGGUUGCAUCCCAUGCGACCUCAUUCUCCUGGUUCCCAUGGACGAGGUUAUCGUUCGCUACCCUAUCCUUUAAAGAAAAAAGAUGGUAAAAUGCAUUAUGAAUGUAAUGUCUGCUCGAAGACAUUUGGACAGUUGUCUAACCUUAAAGUUCAUUUAAGGACACAUUCUGGCGAGCGACCUUUCAAGUGCAACGUGUGCGCAAAGAGCUUCACUCAACUGGCGCAUUUACAGAAGCAUCACUUAGUACAUACGGGUGAGAAGCCACAUCAGUGCGAUGUUUGCAAAAAAAGGUUCAGCAGCACAAGCAAUUUAAAAACCCACCUACGUUUGCACAGUGGACAGAAACCGUAUGCAUGCGAUCUCUGCCCGGCAAAAUUCACUCAGUUUGUUCAUUUAAAACUCCAUAAGAGACUACAUACGAACGAGCGGCCGUAUACCUGUCAGACUUGCAACAAGAAAUACAUCAGUGCUUCUGGUCUUCGAACUCACUGGAAAACUACAUCCUGUCAACCCAACGCAGUAUUCUUUGAUAGCCUUGAUGGACAUCAUUAUGAAUAUCCAAUGACAGAUCUCAGUGAUAAUGACUCUACGUCUCCUCCCAUAAGUCUCCCAAUCAAUGUGCCAGCUCUUCAUCCAAACAUGGAAAAUGCGAGGAGAAAUUUUCAUAACGGUCUUAAAAUGCCGUCUUAUAGUGACGUAAUAGGAUCACCUCCACUGUCUAACGCUUCUUCUCAUGAUUCUUACCUGUCUCAGCGGUCCGCACAAGAAUCGAUAUCCAGUGAGCCUGGUUCACCUGAUGACGGAAUUUCCAAAUGUGCUUCCGUCAGGGAAAUCUCCCUUCACUACAGAUCUAAAUGAAGGACAUGUUUCAUAAAUGUUAAAUUAAUUUACAGUGAUCUCCAAAUGUAUGUAGUUCAUUCAUAGCACAUUUAUUUGCCUAGUACUUUAUUUUUAUGUUCCCUAUUGAUUAGCUCAAGCAUUUUUUUCUCGAACUUCCGCAUCUGGUAGGCUGUUAUAAUUUGAUUCUCACAUCAGUAACUGUACUUGAAAUACCCUGUUGAUGAUGCUGGCAUCAAUUUUGUUUCAAGAUUAGUUGUUCUUAUACUGACUUAACUCUGUCGUAGAUAUUUCAUUCUGGACAUGAUGCAUAGUAAAACUUGAAAAGUUUUAAUAUUAAUCGUUCAAGAAACGUUAUCCCAUCAAACCUAUAACCAUGUCACAGUUUGUUUGCAUUCAGCAUCGGACUUGUUUGUGUACAAUCACUCUGAUGAUCACGUAAAUAUGCUACGAGUGAAGAUUUGAGCACAAAAUUAUUUGGUCUCAUAGAAGCAGGCUUUCAUUGCGACCAGCAAUAAAAAAAGGACUUGAUUACCAAGACAUAGUAUCUACUCAUUAACAAAAUGAAAUGUAGAAUUUUAUUCCAUGACUUGUAAAUAUUUGAGUUUUAUAAUUUAAUUUAUUAUUUUGUGUCGUUUCAAAUCAAAGAAAUGUUUAUACUUACAUAUUUAUGUUUCAUUCAUGUGUACGUACAGAUAGAAUAUCGAAGUAUGAUUUUCUACAAUGCCAUCAACAAUAUUUAAAUGUCUUCUAACGUCAUUCAUGUUAGAAUAAGUACAACAGUUUCUUUUUUCCUUCUGCAGUAAGAUCAAAACCAUAAACCUGAUUAGACCUUGUUAUUAAACACAUGUAGAAACUGAACUUUUCUUUAAAACUAAACAAAAAUAUUUAAUUAUUUAUUAAAGUUUCUAAAUAGCAAAAAUUAAUAAUUUAUAUUAAAAAUUCUAGAAAUUAAAAACUAUGCAUUCAGUUACAUUCUAAAAUUAAUUUACUAUGAUUUGCAAUUUAAUGAAUUCCAAUCAUUUUAAAAUUGUGUGUUUUAGCUAUUGUACAAUUUUUAUGUAAUUAUUUACGGGUAUAUUUUACUCUAACGAUCUUUACUUCUCCAAAAUAUAUGCAAUAAGUACCUUUUCAGUCAAAAAAGUGAAUGUAUGUGUACAUGUAUGCCUGUAUUUAUUUUCUGCAGUAUGAAUAAUGAGCAGAUGAUAAAAAAUACGUUGAUCUGUAGUAUGUUGUGAAAAGGGGUAAAUAUAUUAUUUAUAAGAUUUUAAAUUCUCGAACGACAAAUUUGAAGUUUAAAUCUUCGCCUGAAUUGUAAUAAGCUGCGUAUUACAUAAAAUUAUUUGAAUUUUAUGUAAUACGCAGCUUCAAAUAAUUUUAUGUAAUACACUAAAAUUUAAGCAGGAGAUUGAGUGAUUGGAAAGAUAAAAUUGUUAUUACAAUGUUAUUGAUUACCUGCCUUGUCUUUAAUAGCUUAAGGAAUAAUAUUUUUUGGGUUCUGAAGAUUUAAUUUUGGAUCUGAAUCUGAAGAUUUAAUUAACUACUUACCUGUCAAGUUCCUAACAGAGAAAAUUACCCCCCCCCCCAAAAAAAGUCUGAAAGCUUUUAGAUUUUAUAUUAUGCCCAAAGGGGCACUUUUUUUUUUUUUUUUUUUUUUUUCAUUUAUACACACAUUUAUAUUUCUAGAGAACUUGGGCUAUCGCCAUUUUAGUCUAAAAAUAUUUUAAAACAGCAUAUCUUUAGAGUUUCAGAUAGACAGUCUCGUGCAGUGGAGCUAAAAAUAUUUUACUUCCUACACUUUUGCCACUGCUCGCUUUGAAAUUAGUGAGCUUUUUAAUCAAAAAUUCGUUAAAACUUUAAAAAAAUAGGAAAUAGACAAUAAAAUAAAUUCCAAAUUCGGGCUUAGAGGUGCCCAUGUUUGAGUGCAGGAUUAUGUUAUUUAAAAUAUGAUGACUCUAGAUAACGUUUUUUUUUUUUUUUUUUUCCUCACAAUGCAAGAAA